This is a messenger RNA of Physcomitrium patens, 2728 nucleotides long. RefSeq lists its product as uncharacterized. Lineage: Eukaryota; Viridiplantae; Streptophyta; Bryopsida; Funariales; Funariaceae. The record is from RefSeq and is a predicted model, not a curated record.
GGGAGGGCAACGCAGCAACGACGACGACAACGACGACGACGAGGACGACGGAGGUGGUGGCGGUGGUGCCAUCAUCGUUCCGCGAGAUGAUGCUGCAUCACGAGCAGCAUCAGCAGCAACAGCAUCCGGGAGAUGGCGAAGGAGCGGGCGGUAUGGAUGCCAUGGCCUGCGAAGACCACCAUGUGGUGGUGGGCAGGAUGGACCUGGCACCGCAGGUGCAGGGGUUGAGGAUGCUGAGCGAACAGCAGGAGCACGAGCAACAGCGGAUUUUGUAUGGUGAGAAGGGGCUCGGGGUCCACGACCAUGACGCGAUGGGGAAAGUCCAGCACCCGGGGCACGUCGUGGUGUUUGGCGACCGGGGGCAUGAGAAUGGACACGAACACGCGCAUGCGUAUGGGGUGGAGUUAGGGAACGGGAAGCACGGCGUGGUGGAAGAUAUGGAUGCGAAGCUCGGGGGCUUGGGCGCCGCCAUGCUCCGAGUGGAUGCAAAGAUGGAGGGCCGGGAGCGGCAGAUGAGUGAGGGCGAUGCUGGAACGGCGAAUAGCCCGCAGGUUGGAAAGCUACGCGGACGGUCUUCGCGGGACCCGGUUAUCGAGUGGAGCGAGACCGCCACGACGGUGUUGUUGCAGGCGUUUGGGGAGAAGUACCGCGCUCUUGAUCGCGGGAAUUUUACGAGCAAGAUUUGGGCCGACAUUGCGGCGAGGGUGAACAGCCGCGGCUCACUGACGGGCAAUUUAGUGGAUGGUAUACCAAAGACGCAGGAGCAGUGCCGCAUUAAGGUGGAUAAUCUUAAGAAACGAUACAAAGUGGAGAGAGAGAAGAAACGUGUGUCGGGAUCCGUGACAUCAAAGUGGAUAUUUUAUGACAUGAUGGAUGAGUUGAUUGGAGCAAAUCCGAGGCACGUGCGUAGCGGGGGUGGGCUUGGAGGAGCAGAUUCACCCUUGGGCUUGGAGAAUGGUGGCACACCUCUGGGCAUUCGAACACCUGGAGAGGACGGGGACAGGAUGUACUACCUAGAGAGUGCAGGUGGUGAAGGUGAUCAAACAUCAGAAACGAUCCCCAAAAUAUCGCCGGUUCAGGGACGAAGGAAAAGGAAAAGAGCGUUGGAAGACUUGGAACGAGACCACGUCAAUGCCCCAGCUUUGAUGGCCCUUUUUGAGGGUUAUAAUGUUCCUCCAAGCAUCAUCGAUGCGAUGCUGCAGGAAGAUAUGGACGAAUACACUCUGAUCAAUUCUAGAGACAUCACGGUGUUACUGGAUCAGUUGCGAAGCAAGCACCGGCUGCACAUCAAGCUGGGGCCCGCGGAAAGAAUCAAACAAGCCAUCGAGGCUGCAAAAGAGAAGAAGAAUAGUCUGGCCCUAGUCAUCCAACAGCAGCAGCAGUAGCAAUGAAUUGGGAACAAGUGGACGCUUCGAAGAUGAGAGGGGUUGGAGAUGCUUAGGAUGUUUGCGAGAGAAGGUGACGGAAGAGUGCGGAUUGUGUUGCUGGGCGUUGGCUCGUGGGAAGCGGCGGGGCUGUCCGUCUUGAUAUCGGAGUUCUUCUUGGGGGCUUUUGUGACGGGAUGAAGCUGCCUAGAAGGGUUUGGAGGCAAUUUAGCCUAAUGCAGAUAAACGACAGUGGUGCUAUGGAUAAAAUGAGAGUAUGGAUGAAGAAAGUUAGGAUGUUUGACACAAAGCAGAUGUCCAGGAACAUUGAAGGCUGGACAGAAAUCAGCGGCGGAUUGGUAGAAUAGGGAACAACAGGUCUGCAAGUCCAUAUUGAGACGAUGUUUUUGGGUGUUGUAGCAAUGCACGGUCGAUGUGGGUGGGCGAAUGGGUGGAAGUUGAUUCGUGCCCAUAAGCUUCAGUUUUGAACAUAGAUUGAUGGCCUAGAGGUUUGUUUUGGUUUUAAUUUUAGUUUAGUUCUCUCUCUCUCUCUCUCUCUCUCUCUCUCUCUCUCUCUUUCCAAGUUCCUUUUAGACUGUAAAGGAAGCUGACUUGUUUAGGGCGGGAUCAGCGUUAUGUACCAUUCGUGGUUGUGCCACUGGACUCUUUCUGUGUUGUGUGAUGGAAGGGAAAUCUGGAGGCGCGUUUCUCAUGUAUAGAUGGAAGCGAUGAAGAUGGGAUAUUAGGAAAGAAUAUAAUAGGAUCAUGAAAGUACUUGAUGGCGCUCAGUUGUAUCGUAUCGACAGAUUUCAUGUCUCGGUCCUGUCUAAAGUGGAUGUUCCACUUUCCAUGUGGGAGCUGGUUGGCGGUGUUUAGAACAGCCAUCGGUGGCUUGGGAUGGGAGUUUUCGCAUUGGAGCUAAGUUAUUUCCAUUUUAACUCCACAUGUCACGGAUAAAGCGAUCGUAGCGAAUAUUCCAUCAUCGACGAUUUCCAAGGUAUAUUGCAUCACCUUCGUGUGGGUAGUCAAAUAAAUGUGAAACGCUUGAAGCUGGCGUGGCUCCUGUGUGAAUACAUUGAAGAAAGGCUGAUGGGCAAUGAUGGGUUGUAGAGUAGUGUGUCGAUGUUAUACAGAGUUGGUGCGAGUAGCGUUCCAGGUUAUAGGGGUCUUAGGUUGGGCAGUAUUAGUCUUGGGACGAAGGGCUCAGAUAUUACUGACGGUCUGUUUAGAUUGAGCAGUAAUGUUUGGUUCUCGAUCUUUCUUAGAGUCUGCGAUUUUGACGAAUGGAGUGAAGUGGGUUGUGACGUCGAGCUAAAUGUACUUAUUCAUGCAAAGUGGAAGGUUUCAGUGAUUGAUAGUCUAAA